AUGGCCGCGGAAGAGCUGUCGGAGAGCGGCAUGGCCGACAUCGUUCGUGCACUGGAGCUCAUCCACAGCCCCUCGUCGACAAAUGAUCUGCGCAGACAGGCGUUGACCUUCGUGGAAUCGCAAAAGGAGAGCAAGUCUGCCGCCCGUAAUGGUUUCCUGCUGGCUUCCCAGACGGAGAACGCUCCCUUGGUCCGCUAUUUCGGCCUGGGCCUUCUAGAUCAUGUCUUGCGCCACACUUCUCUCACCUCCACGGAGCAGUUGACCGUGUUGAAAGGUCUCGUUCUCAAACUGGCAGAGGCUGUUCGACCGGAAGAUCCACCGUAUCUCCGCAACAAAAUCCCCCAGCUAUGGGCGGAGAUCGCGAAGCGCACGUGGGGCUUGGACUGGAUCGAUAUGGACGAAACCUUGGUCCAGUUCUGGCAGGCCAGUCUUGUCCACAAGGAGCUUGUACUGUUAAUCCUGGAGACCCUAUCCGAUGACAUCUUCUACCGCGAGGACACAGUCUCGUCCUUACGCGGACCGGAUCUCAACCGGGCGCUGGUCGAGAUCUGUACGCCCUUUUCUGUCUUUCAAGAAAUCUAUCCGCAAAGAGAUCACCAUGUUGAAAUCCGGUGCGGAAGUGAAGGCUGGCUGGCCAGAAUCUGUGAAUUCCUGGGGUAUUGUGUUGAGAACCUACAGAACUCCAAGCAGGCAAGAGACUCUGCCCUCAAAGCCCUUGCGACCAUGAAAUCCAUAUUAGUUUGGUCAAUCCCCAAGGCCAUUGUCAACUCCAACUGCGUGGCUAGUAUUGCGAGAGCUUUUACUUGCCAGGAUGAGCAAGUGCUAUUGGCUGCGGUGGAAGCAUUGCAUGCGCUGUAUAGCAGGUCAAACUUUGAAAUCGAAGACUUCCAGCCUCUUGUGCACCUGAUGUACGAAACAGACUACCUGAACUUGCUGCAAAAGCUAUACGAGUGGUCGGUUGUCGGGCCCGACGACAUUGAUGAGACUAAAUACACAAUUUCGAAGAAGCUUUCUGAGAUGUUAUCAUACGUCGCAGGAUUCCUUGAGGAGAAGGGGUUCUCUCUAGAAAGCGCACACGGAAUGAAUCUCCCAUUCUUCUUCCACCUCAUGAUCAGUGUCAUUCAACACCAAAGCUUGAGCGUCUCGAUACCUGUUCUACAUGUAUGGUCCAAAUUGCUGGCGUCGGAAAGGAUUGGGAACACGGAGCUGGUUACUUCAUUGGCUCCCCCGUUGCUGGGUAUUUGUACACAGCGGCUCAUCCGCUGGGAAUCACUCCCAUCGGAUUCGGAAGAUCCAACAGUGGUGUUCCUAAACGAGGACAUUGACACAGUCCCUGAACGACAUGCCUUUGUGGGCAACUAUCGACGGUAUUGCUCAUCGAUCAUCGAAACAAUCGUCCAAAAGAGACCACAAGAGGCCAUUCCCCAUAUUCUCUCUGGAGUUGACACUAAUUUGAAUAACCUUUACAAUGGAGUUGAGCCUUUCAGUGUGAAAACAUUUGCAAAGGCCUCGAUGCCACUCAUGCGUGCUGACACUCAGUUCGCCGUUGUGGAAGCAACUCUGAAGGGUUACAACAAAUGGGUGUUGGCUCAUGGGAAAAUGCCUCAGCAGGACGAGCAGAAGAGAAGCGAAUUGGAAAGUGCUCUUGAAACAUGGGCGCUCAGCUUAAUGCAAAGAAACUAUGAUGACCCCGUUUUGAAGCAACGGAUCAUCAAGCUCGUGGUUGACAUCUCGGCCAGAACUUUGGACAAAACUCCCAGCUUUGCUCUCAAGGUUCUUGAGCAUAUCCUCAUGACACGCCUUCCCGACCAGCCAGAAUUCCCUGCUUACUCCGAGGCUGUGAAAGAGCUUCAUGGCUUGGCAAGUCAUGAGCUAAGACGUCUUGCCAUGCGUUAUGCUGAGUAUUUCUCGACCUUCUACGAUUUGCUUGAACCGAAGAUCAGAGAGAUUACCCUUGCCAACCGGGUGGACGACAAGCUGCAGAUGGAGCUUACAUCGAUCCUUCUCAUAAUAAUGCAACGAGCAAGCAACGUGGAUCCAUACAUUCGUCAGUCCCGAUUGACAUCGUUCUUGGAACCUAUCAGACAGGCUUGGCAAGAUGAGGAGUUCAGAAGAAUGAGCUCGUCGUUUGAGGGAUUCUGCUCCAUGCUUGGACUCCAAAGCGUGGGGCCAUACAUGCUGGCGAAAGAAGCACAUAAACUGGAGGACUGGACAUCGGUCUCCUUGGAUAGUGAAGGCAAGCAGAUCCAGGAGGAGAUGACACGGAAGUUCCAGCAUUUGCCAUUGAGAGGCACCAAGACAAUGUUGGCAGUUUCCACCGAGAAGCUGAAGAAGGGCGAACCCGCAUAUGAUCUUGCGUGUAAUAUUUGGCACGACACCAUUCCGAUGAUUCUACCGACGCUGUUACAGCUUGUCAGCAAUGCCCAUGCUUUCCACAAUCCAGCCAAUUGGGAUGGUCUCACCAAUGAAAUGAAAUCGGUCGUCGAACGUAUCUUGACCGAUAGAUUCUGGCAGGCAGGUAUUUCGACAGGAAGUCGCGAUGAAUUUUAUGCUAAAAUCACCUCUUCUCGGGCGUCUGUUGAGGGAUUCGCAUCAUCUGUUCGGGGUAAAAUCAGAGCAGUUCGGGAGUCUUGCUACUCUAUGUUAUUCAGCAUGAGCAGAAUGCGAGAGCACUUUUACGGCUUUGCAGAGCUUCCAGGACCCCUGUCUGAAGCUUUGUUCAAGGACUCGGAGCACCUUUCAUCCCACCAAUUUUCUGUCCUGCUCAAUAUCUCGCGAUGCCUCAUCGAUGACUGUCCGGUGCGAUUCCGUGGUCAUUUCUUGCCUCCGAUGCUUUCAACGCUGUUCACCCAUAUCGAUAGGAAGGUGACAGCGGAAUGGGAUAUUAUCGAGCAGCGAAGAGAGGGGUUGGCGGAUGGAGAUCUUACCACUGAAAUGAAAUCGGAGAGUAUCCUUCGACAGCUGACUUAUUCUGCGGUCAUCAUGGUGGCAAGCCUUUUGGAUCCACAAAGAGGCGACCCCGACGAAGCUGAUCCAGCGGAUCCAAGCGCACAGCAAGCACCACCUCCACUCUCCGAUUCGAUUCGUCACUUUGUUCUAUCAUCCCCAGAGAUCUUCGAACCCGUGAUGCUUUUCUGUACCCAUGCACUUCGUAUGCGUGAUACUAGAUGCUGCAGCAUCAUCACCCGGGUUAUCCGGUCCAUUUUGCAGGAUUUUGCUCCUCCCCACAACAGUCCCACCACUGCGACAAUCCGCGAAUUCAUCUCCUCGGAGGUUCUCAAAGCCUGUAUCACAUCUGUUCACGAGCCCUACUUCGUGGACAUGCAGAAGGACCUUGCCCAGUUGAUCGCAUCCAUUUGGGUUCUCUAUGGGUCAGUCAGUCCGACUCCGCGCUCUGUGAUCCUAAGCCUGCCUGGCAUGAAUGAGCAGCGAGUUGCACACACCGAGGCCGCUCUCGUUCGCUCGACUGCGGCACGGCAGCAGCGUGCUCUCAUCUUGGAUCUCUUGGAAGGCCUGAGAGGUGUUAGUAUCGCCGAGCAAGGUAAGAUCCUGGGCACACGGGAGGAACGUCGGAAAGCCAGGAGCGCACUACAGGAGAGGUACAUGACCAGCGAAGCGAUGGAAGGCCAGCAGAACCUGAAGGUUGAUAUCAACGAUGGACCUGAUCUAGGUGGGGUAGCCGACAUGUUUGGUUAA
Molecule: messenger RNA, 3696 nt
Organism: Aspergillus wentii DTO 134E9
Lineage: Eukaryota; Fungi; Ascomycota; Eurotiomycetes; Eurotiales; Aspergillaceae
Product: karyopherin MSN5
Exons: 11
Coding region: 1-3696 (1231 amino acids)
Biological process (GO): protein export from nucleus; RNA export from nucleus
Cellular component (GO): RNA nuclear export complex; nucleus; cytoplasm
Molecular function (GO): RNA binding; nuclear export signal receptor activity
Source: RefSeq, a predicted model, not a curated record